Gryllus bimaculatus (two-spotted cricket) is the source of this 474-nucleotide messenger RNA. NCBI's taxonomy places the organism in Eukaryota, Metazoa, Arthropoda, Insecta, Orthoptera, Gryllidae. The record is from the annotation of a GenBank genome assembly.
AGAGGCUGCCCUUCGGUUGCAGGCGAGUGGCUGAUGGUGCUGGUGCACCUCGUCAGGUACUUCAAAGGGCCGAGUGCGGUGGCCGGCGGCGAGGACGAGCCCUUCGACUGGAGCUGGUCCCAACUCUCCUUGGAGCGCUUGCAUCUCCAAAACAUUCAGUACUUCCUCCUGGGAGCAGUAACAGUCUCCUACGGAAUGUACUUCGGAAUAGGAGGCUUUCUGCAUUGGUUCUGGUACGUGCGCCGCCGCGCCGAGCCGCAUGAGUGGAAGUGCCAGCCCGAGAAGUGGCUGCCGCCGGAGCUGGAGCGUCACGAGAUCCUGGUGGGGUCGCUGUCUCUGGCCUUCACCUCGGGCCUCACGGGCUUCCUCGCGUGCUACAUCUCAAACGGCGGCUGGUCCACCGUCUACUACGACUUCGGCGAGUACGGCUGGACCUGGUGGGUGCUGCAGUGGCCGGCCAUCUUCAUCUACCAG